This is a messenger RNA of Fusarium venenatum, 1392 nucleotides long. The record is from RefSeq and is a predicted model, not a curated record. NCBI's taxonomy places the organism in Eukaryota, Fungi, Ascomycota, Sordariomycetes, Hypocreales, Nectriaceae.
AUGUGCGACUUUACUCGACUUCGCCAGGAUAUGGCGUAUGGAGACGUUCUGCUCCCUGAGGACGAAGGGUAUGAGGAGAAGUUGCAGAGAUGGAGCUCGACUUGCGUGAAAAGAGCAGCAGCUGUUGUCAUACCUUCCAACUCGAAAGAAGUGUCUUUGGCUGUCAAAUUCGCAGUCUCGAAUCAGAUUCCAAUGACUGUGUGUGGUGGCGGCCAUUCCUCUAGCGGUGCCUCAUCGUCUGAAGGCAUGGUGAUUGAUCUGAGGAAGAUGCGGAAAGUCGAAGUUGAAGAAGAAGCCAUGACUGUCGAGUUCGGAGGUGGAUGUCUCUGGGAAGACGUCGAUUCUGCCCUUGAACGGCAUGGCUUGGCUACUGUGGGAGGCGUCGUCAAUCACACAGGGGUCGGAGGACUAACACUAGGAGGUGGACAUGGCUAUCUCACAGCUCGUCAUGGUUUAACUAUAGACAAUUUGUUGGAAGCUGAAGUGGUUCUCGCCGACGGCGCGAUAGUCGAAGCAUCUGAGGACAAAGAUGCAAAUUUGUUCUGGGCCAUUCGUGGUGCAGGAGCACAAUUUGGAGUCGUCACUCGUUUUCUUUCUCGAGCCCAUCAGCAAGUCAAAGUAUGGAGCGGUACGCUGGUCUACUCAUCUGACAAGCUGCCUUAUCUAUUACGCUUUGCAAACGAGUUACAUAAGAGACCCAACACAGAAGGUCAUUGUCUUGCUUUAGGAAUAGGCUUUGGGCCAAAUGGUACAACACGCGUCGUAUCAGCUAUCCCUCUGUUUCAUGGCCCAGAAUCCGAUGCCAAACGUUACUUUUCUAGUCUUAUUGAGUUGGAUUCUGUUGCCGAUAAUACUGAGAUGAUGACAACAGCGAAAACAAACACCCUCUUGAACCCAAUCAUGGACUACGGGAUUCGGCGAUUAACGGGAUCAGGCAAUAUCGUGAUGCCUCUGGCUAUCGAAUCAAUGCUACAGACUGCACAGAAAUUCUGGGAGUUCUGUGAAGUACGUGGCGGAAUGGGUAAAUCCGUCAUUGCUAUCGAAUUCUUCCCGACGGACAAGAUUCGCGAAACUGCGCAGGAUGCAACUGCUUACGCCAACCGAGGAGAUUACUACGAUGUCCUGACAUUGUUUGGCUGGGAGAACCCAGACCAUGAUGGUGAAGUACGCGACUUUAACAGGACUAUUUGCAAACAGGUCCGGGAGACGAACGGGUAUCAGGCAGCUGCCGGUAGCCAUUGGAGCAAGGGACCUGUCGGUGUGUACAUCAACGUAGAGGCAGAGAGCAUAUCACCCAAUGAUGCAUGGGGAGCCAACCUGCCACGUUUAAGAGAGUUGAAGAAGAAGUAUGACCCACAGAACGUGUUCAGCAAAUGGCACAGUAUUGCUUAG